AGGUGUAUAACUCUAAGAAAAAUCCAUUGCAGACGGCUACAUCCGCAAUAAAACUGAAAAUGAGCUUUCUUCUUCCAAAGCUUUCUUCUAAAAUGGAAGUUGAUACUGUGAUCAAAUCAACUGAAGAUCUGGUUCUUGUCCUUCGCUUUGGUAGAGAUAAUGACUCUGCUUGUCUUCAGUUAGAUGAUAUUUUGUCCAAGACAUCUGCAGAGUUGGCAAAGAUGGCUGCAAUAUACUGUGUGGAUGUUGACAGUGUUCGAGAGUACACUGAGUAUUUCGAUAUCACACUGAUCCCUGCCACCAUCUUCUUUUUUAAUGGACAGCACAUGAAAGUUGACUGGGGAAGACCGGAUCAUACAAAGUUCAUUGGAAGCUUCAAACGAAAACAGGACUUCAUUGAUGUGGUUGAAGUGAUUUACAGAGGAGCCAUGAAAGGGAAGCUGAUGGUCACAAGUCCCUUAGAUCCACGUGAUGUGCCAAAAUAUGAUCUUAUCUACAAAGACAUUUGAUACAAUCCUUGUUUUGAACAAAUGUGUGCGCGUGUGUUUGAAAGAGAGAGAGAGAACAUAUUAAAAUUGUAAUGACAUAUGA
Pomacea canaliculata is the source of this 591-nucleotide messenger RNA. Its product is annotated as thioredoxin-like protein 4B. The transcript has 3 exons. Bases 60 to 509 code for a protein of 149 amino acids. Gene Ontology annotation, cellular component: U4/U6 x U5 tri-snRNP complex; spliceosomal complex; U5 snRNP. The record is from RefSeq and is a predicted model, not a curated record. Lineage: Eukaryota; Metazoa; Mollusca; Gastropoda; Architaenioglossa; Ampullariidae. Gene Ontology annotation, biological process: mRNA splicing, via spliceosome.